Messenger RNA from Rodentolepis nana, 2115 nucleotides. NCBI's taxonomy places the organism in Eukaryota, Metazoa, Platyhelminthes, Cestoda, Cyclophyllidea, Hymenolepididae. The record is from the annotation of a GenBank genome assembly.
AUGUUUGAUAUAAACCUUUAUUCGACCGGUGUUCUCGCAGCAACUGCUGGAAUUAUCUGUUUAACGUGGUUUGUCAGAUCAAUGCAGGACAACAAGGAACGCCGUCGAAAGCUCGAUGACACACUGAAUAAUCAAAGUUAUAUUUAUGAUGCAAAGGAAGGAAUUAGAACAUCACCUUAUACAAAAGAUGGACCUCUCCUCGAUAAAUUAAUGGGGAAUCUGUCAACUGUGCAUGAAGUAUUUCAACAUGGUAUUGAGAUUGCAAAAAACAGUCCAUGUCUUGGAUGGCGACCCACACCUGAUGCUCCUUACAGAUGGAUAACUUAUGCUGAGACCUACAAAAGGGUAUGCCGUCUCGGUUCGGGUCUAAAAACACUUGAACCCGCUGAAGUUAAAGACGGAUUCUUUAUUGGUAUCUACGCAACCAAUUGUGUUGAAUGGGCCUUAACUCAACAAGCUUGUUCAACAUUUGGCUAUGUUAUUGUUCCACUCUAUGACACUUUGGGCGAAGACGCCCGUAGACACAUUUUGCAACAAACUGAACUGACGCUCUGUCUCUGUGAUUCGUCAGUUAGAGUUCGAAAUAUUCUUGCCGACGUGGCUACUACGGGUAAAAAAGUCCGAAAUAUCAUUCUUGUCCACGAGUGUGAUGAACUGGAAACUUUGCGUGAAGAAGCUAAAGUCCAAGAUAUCCGAUUGUACACAUUUGAGGAAGUUUUGGCUCUUGGUGUUGAUGGAGCAAAAUCGGAAAAACUUCCUAAGCCUGACGAUCUUCACUUGAUUUGUUACACCAGCGGAACCACAGGUAAAGCCAAGGGUGUUAUGAUUACGCAUCGGAUGAUUGUUUCGGUCAUUGCUGGCUUUGAUAUGGAUCUUCAACAUGUGAACAUCAGACCUGGAGACUACUAUCUCUCCUUUCUUCCACUUGCUCACGUUUUCGAACAAAUUGUGAUGCACUAUUCCCUUGGUCGCGGUGCAGCUGUCGGAUUUUACGGUGGUGACUUGCGUCGCCUGUCUGAUGAUAUCUUGGCUCUCCGACCAACUCUCUUUGUCGCCGUUCCACGCGUUCUCCAACGUCUCUAUGGCACAGUCCAGGCAGCUGUUGCCAACUCAUCUUUCAAAAAGUGGCUCUUAAGGACUGCUGUCAAUGCCAAAAUGCAAUAUGUUAAACAGGGUAUUGUAACAAAGACCACAAUUUGGGAUAAACUUGUUCUCAAAAAAAUUCAAGAUAGAAUGGGUGGUCGCUUGAGAUUCUUUGCUUGUGGUAGUGCCCCAAUCUCUGAAGAAGUCUACUCAUUUUGUCGUGCUGCUCUCGGAGUUCAUGCUUAUGAAGCCUAUGGUUUGACUGAAACUUGCGGUGCCAUGAUUAUGACCCUUCCAUUCGACUAUAUUGCGGGUCAUACCGGUACUCCACUGCCAUGCUCUAUGGUUAAAUUGAUCGAUGUUCCCGACAUGGAUGUCAUUGUUUCUAGAGACGGAGCCGGAGAGAUCUGUGUGAAAGGCCCCAGCUGUACUAAGGGCUAUUAUAAAGACCCAGAACGCACUGCUGAGCUGAUCGAUAAAGAUGGCUGGCUUCAUACUGGUGAUAUUGGUACAUGGACUUCACGUGGUUCUUUGCGACUAGUCGACCGCUGCAAGAAUAUGUUUAAGCUUGCUCAAGGCGAAUACGUUUCACCCGAGCGUGUUGAGAUGGUGUACGCCCAAAGCCAUCUUGUGAAUCAGAUUUUCCUAGAUGGUAACUCGAGCGAGUCUUUCGCUAUAGCUAUCUGUGUUCCUGAUAUGAAGGCACUGCGUGAAGCUAUGCAUCUAAAUUCCAAUGGAUCUUCAGGCAAUGGAAUGGCCAAUGGUGGAACUGUUAAGCCAAAAUCAAUCUCUGAUGAGGAACUCUGUGGGAUGAAAGAAGCUUGUAUCCUUGUCCUAAAGGACAUUAAUCGUUUGGGCAAGGAAGCUGGACUUAAGGGCUUUGAACAAGCCAAGUCACUCUUCUUGACUCCUCAUGAGUUCACAGUAGAGUCUGGUCUUGUAACUCCAACUCAGAAGAAACUUCGUGUCGCCUUCCGUCGAACAUUUAAGAAUCAGAUCGACUUGCUGUACAAGGAUCCGAUGAUUUUGUAA